UAUCAAAGCGCAUAUUUGGACGCAUCAUAUGCCCGCACUUAAGUGGAUAUAUUUCACACCUGCAUGUGGACAUUUCAACGACUCCUUUUUUCUGUCUUUGCUGGGAAUUAACUGGUGAGUAGGCUAUUCGAGUUGUGUGGAAAAUAUAUGCCUUUCCAAUAUAUUUACUAUAAGAACGAACGAUCAGGCUAUGUGUGAGCGUCUGGAGCGAUAUGCACGAGAGCGUUUGUGUUUGCGCCGCAGUUCUGUAGAGUAGACAGUCGUGUUUACAAAUCGCAUUAGAUGGUCUGCGAGAUUGCUGAACAUAACCUUCCAAACCGUCUAGCAAUAACCGAGUCUUAACACAUUGGCGCAGCAUCUACAGUCCAUGUCAAGUGGGUACGUCGAGGAUUCGAGUAUAACGCGUUGGCAUGACAUCGCUUUCAGGGGGUUACGUUGUUAAAUGUAAAUGCAAAAUGUUACGUGACAGUUGUAGAAGAAGAAUACAAACCUUGUCAGGGUAUAUAGGGUGUUGUUGGAUAUUGAAAUAAAAUGUUAAAUUGAAUGAUAUUUUUCAUAAGUGCACGGAUGACAAAACUUUAGGCUAUGACUGGACAUCUGAAAAAUAACGAUAUCGCAUGAGAGGUAAAAUGUUAGAAGAAAUACACAUUUAUAUCAUAAGAUGUAAUAAUGAAUAAAUACAAUUACUUCUCAAAAGCCUCUUGAUUCAUAUAUUUAGAGUAUGUGCUCUUAUAAUAUGUUACUAAUCUGACAUAUCACAACUGUGUGUGUGUGUGUGAGCGACAUCGGUGUGAAAAAUGGGAACCAUGUAUUAUGUCACGAUUUAUUAUGGACAUAAAGCGAGCAAAGGGAUUCCUGAAGAUACGAGAGGUUAUCUGUAUACAUCACGAUAAAGACUUUUAGGCAACGGUAUCUCUGAACGGAAAGGUCAACAUAAUUCCCAUUGGUUAAUACGUGCAGCCAAAAAGGACUAUGUUAUUGAACGUUGUGUUGUGCACGCAUUUGUUUCGUUAUAUUUUCAUUUAGCCUAAGCAAAGGGGCAAGUGCGUGCACGCUAUUCACUUGGGCCAAUAUAGGCCUGUUUUAUGCCUGCUUUAAGUGGAUUUAUCAAUAAGAGGUAAGAAGGUUACAAUGACGAACCUGUGUAAAAUAAUAUGAUGUUGAAUGCACCUUUGUUAUUUUGUUUUUAUUUCAGGCAUCUGGAAUGGAACUUAAUUUGUCAAAGAAUGUAAUCUCCUGCGGAGAUCCAGGUAUGCAUGCUUCACUACUUCUUUUACACUUUGGUAACAGUUUACUGGUCAAACCUGGUUUAUUAUGCAUUCAUAAAGCCUUGGUAAAUGCUAAAUUAAUUCGUUGUCAGUGCACAAGCAGCUUAUAAACGAACAUGGUGUUGAGAACAUUUUACAUUUUAGUCAUUUAGCAGACGCUCUUAUCCAGAGCGACUUACAGUUAGUGAGUGCAUACAUUUUCCAUACUGGCCCCCCGUGGGAAUCGAACCCACAACCCUGGCGUUGCAAGCGCCAUGCUCUACCAACUGAGCUACAGGAGGCCCAAUACGUAAGCCUAGUUGUUAUUUUAUGCUUAUAAAUGCACAAUAAAGCCUUUAUUAUGCCCGUAGGUUACAUAGUGUUCUCGUUUUGUAUGCUUCUUGCAUCUGAAUAGUUCAUGCAUCCUUAUGAAGGAUUUGUUAUUUGCUAUGUUAAAUGUAAGUUUUAGCCUAUACCUUAUUGCGCAAAAAUAUAGGUUACUUUAAUUGUUUGCCUAAGCGUGGCUUAAAUAAACUUGAUGAAACCAUGUUGGGAUAACAACCCAAAACACAACAAUAACCUAUAGAGAUCUAGGAUCCUUAAUUGGUUUCUGUCAUUUAUGUGUAACUAAAGCGGUGAACGCGAAAAACGAAUAGCCUUUAAUGAAUAGCCUUAACUGAUAUAUCAUAUAUAGGCUAUUUGACACAGACCUUUAAUCUGUAGGCUAUGCAAACCAUACGAUUAAAUUCAACAGGAAUGUUCGCUUAUGUAUUAUCAUUAUAUUAAAUACUUAGCCUAUCCAAUCCAAAAGGCAACCCUGACCCUGAAAUGUAAUUAAUGAUGUAAUUUGCAUUUACGCAAUCAACUGGUUAGGCUAUAUUUGAUAAAGAAAUGGAUCAUGUAGCCUAUAUUGAUGAGGACUUAACAUAACUUUUUACUUGGCCUAUGGACUGUUGAAGAGAACAUGAGACAAUAGUGACAUGACCUCAAUUAAUCUAAAGCUAUAUUGAACCAAAGUAGCCUAAUGAGUGAGAUGGUGGAGACAUUUCGACUGAAACACUCGUUCAAAUGUCAGGGUGGUUAUCGGGAACGGAUCACCCAGGCCUUUGACCAAGUAUCCACUGGAGAUGGCCAAGAUAUGACGAUCACUAAGGUAAUAAUGUCAUUAAAUCCACACCUUCUCCAGUUACGCAGCCUGUCCAAUUACAUUCAAACCUCAUUUAUUUAUUCGCUUUGAAUCUCAGGCAAUGUUUAAUUUUCUGUUUUCGUUGCUCCUUCUGUGGUUUGUUUUGGGCACGACAGAAAGGAGACGAUAAAACACACUAGGCCCUGCUUGAAUUCCAUUUUUUAUUUUUUGGUUUGUUUGUGAUGAUUAACGACGGUCGUUGAGUUUAUUUUCAGUCCUCCGAAAAAAUAUGACUGUUUAUCUUGCCUCUGCCCUGUAACCCGUCUUGGUGGAUGAAAAAACUUUUGUAAACCAUCCGUCACGCAAGUGCCCUAUAUUUGAAAACGCAUUAUUAGACCAAGCCGAGCCAACAAUGCGGCAGUCCAAUAAAAAAGUUCAACGCCAAAAUUGACAUGAUAGUCCCUCUUUCACUGUAUAUACAUGACAUGAACAGAUUAGGCCUAUGACAUAGAUUGUCAAAGAGGUAACAGCACCAGUCCAGUCUCGCCUCUAACAUAAGAGCCAAAGCCCAAAGCGAUGCUGACUACAUCUCUGUUGGUCGUUCACUAUGAUGAGCAUCUUCAUUUGGUUGUGCGUAAUUGCGCGUACUAUAGGCCAAUUAUGUCACCUCUACUUGGCCUUUUUUAGGCGCCUUCAAAAUGAUUAGAUAGUAGGAACCUUGUUUUUAAGUAGUAGAGAUGAGUUUGUCAAUAGCUUACAUGUCUUCAUUCGCUGAGACGUUUGUGUGGCAUUGGGGUUGCCCUUGAUUUUAUGUUCCUAUCUCAGUUCUUCACUAUUACCAGGAUCGAAUCCUUUCCAUCAACGUUCCAGUCAAUUUAGGAGAGUUAAAAUGCAAUAGUUACAUUCAUUGAAAAUGUUUGGUUUGUUUCUGGAUUAGCUUAAAUGCAGUUGACCACGACACACAGCCAAUAGUGCAUGAACCAAUUAGGAAAGCAAACGCCAAACCACUUCGUUGGUUUACAUGAUUCUAGUUUUAAUAUAAGGAAUGGGUAGGCCUGUAGGCGUUAUUACAGGUGACAGCAUGGCGUGCAUUCAGUGCUCAAGAAAACUCAUUUUACAAAGCGGUUCAAUAACAUAAAAACAAUAUUACAUUACUCUGGCGAGGAAACAGAACAAAUGAAUGAAAUAGUAAGUGAUUGUUGAGAGGUUGCACAAUUGCCUUCUGAAAGGCCCUGAAGGGAAGCUUUACAGUUCGACCGGGUUCUCAUGUCAAAAGUUAAUGUCAUACAAUGACCUAAAGCGCUUAGCACUGGCGCCGGCAACAAAGCUUGGAGACCGUGCACAACCGGAAGCCGCAUACACUACCUGGCCAAAGUCAUUAUAUAAUACUGCAUUGUUAUUUGGGCCAUUUGGAAGCAUGGCGAAUAAAAUAGGCCUACCACCAGAGUUACUCAUUACUUUUUUAGUUGACGAUGAUAAACAGUUGAAUGCAUAAAAUCAUCCAAAACGAAAUAAUGAAUGCAGAUAUAGGCCUAUGUUUUACACCAAUCCAGGUUGACACGGGCGGGCGGCUCGCCUUGCCUCGUCCUCGUUCCUUUACAUUUACUCCGCUAUCAACUCAAAAGGAGUUUGCAUUGUAAUUGCAUAUUGCGUUAACUACAGUGACAGGUGAUUGACAUGCAUUGUUUACUCCUUUCUAUGUAUUGUAACUCUGCUGCAGUGACAGACAUUUAGCUUCAAUGACAGACAAAUAUAUGCUGUUCAUAGACCUAGACCAGGGAUCAUCAACUAGAUUCAGCCGCGGGACGAUUUUUUUUUCUUGAGCAGAUGGUCAGGGUACCGGAACAUAAUUACGAAUAAUUUGUAAACUGCAAAUUGACCGCAAGAAGCCCAAUCGGAUAUAAUAUUUAACUACCUCGCUUACAUUUUUAUACGAUCACAUACUGUAUAUCUCUCAAUCAUGCGUGGUUAUACUUUGGAACAGGCUUCCAAAACGAACAUCACUUUGAGCUGAUUUGCUGGUGUUUUUACAGUCUUUUAUGACCAACAAUAAAAUAAAACAAAAAAAUAUGAAACUUUUUUUUUGCUCAGAAAACUUUGGGGGCCAAAUAAAAUCACCGCCAGUUGGGGAAUCCUGGCCUAGGCUAUAUAAAGCCUUUCUUAAAAAAAAAAAAAAAGAAUACAAGGCAAACAUAUAUGUUGAGGUAGAACUUAUAUAUUGAAAUAUAUUGAAAUGAUUCACUGAAAAAAUCAAUUCAUUGGAAUUUAAUUCAAGAGUGGAUUCAAAUGGCCGGGCUCAUAACUGUGUGAUGUGACGUUUCGUCUCCGUCAUGUCUUACCAGCAGGCGCCGCUGAUUUACAGUAGGUCUGUCUGAUUGUCCAAAAUAGUCUCCAUGCUCAAGCAACUCAACUCGAUGCCGUUUUUUAGGCAAUGUGUUUUUUAUAUCAAGUGACAGAGGCCUAGCCUAUCUGAAUGCAAAAGGUCAAUCGUUAGUUCCAUCGAAUUUAAUAAAGUUAGAAACUGUCACGAGACGAAUUUAUGGGUAGGCCUAUGGCCUAGUGUAUUUGGAUGCCAUAGGCUUCCGUUACUGUUUUAAGUAGCAAAAAUCGGUCGAGUAAACGUGAAUAUUUCCAGUAAAAAAGUGCAUGCAAAUAUUUUAGUACAUGUGUAUGAAAGAGGUUAUAAUUUCAGUUUUUUGUCUUUCUACGCUGAGAAAUGGCAUGUCAUGUUUGGUCAUUCAGUGUUGUGUUUAGAAGGACCAACUAAAAGAUUGAUAGUGCUGACAUUUUUUCAUUAACAUCUAAAAACAAAUAUUUGCUUAAGACAUAUCUGUGUAGUUAGUAUAUGCAAGUUGUUAUCGAACUGUGAAUAAUUGUUAAUCAAAGUGUACAAAAUUAAAGCCUCAAAUAAAUCCUACACGCAUCAUCAUCAUCAUUUGUAGCCUACUUUAUGCAGUAAUAUCUCAUGAGGUUGUAAUUUUCAUAGUUGAGAUUAUUUGUCUUAUCUUUGACAGUUACAAGUAGAGAGAGAUACGAUUGUAAAGGCUACACGCGAAGAUGCCUGAAUCAGUGCAGUGACGCGGUGGCGCGCGCACACACACACACACACACACACACACACACACACACACACACACACACAAACACAUCACUUCAUUAUUUUGACACAAGGUCCACCUCACUUGCUUUUAAUCCGUGAUUGUUUAGAAGGCCUGAAAAUAGAGCUCAUCAAAAGGGCCCCAUACAUGAAUUGAUAGACCGUUACGGCACAUAGCUUAUUGCAGCAGCAGUGUGCUUCUUUCAUAUACAUACUUAAAUAUAAAUUAGGUACUUUCCAUGUAUGUUUGGCCUUGAAAAUAACACGGACAGGCCUAUAUGCAAAUGUUUAUUCAGCCCCGUUCAUAUCCGAGACAUACAUUGUGUGCGUGUGUAUAUAAGCGCACCCAGCUGUCGGGCAGUUCCAUUGCGCUGGAGCAUAUUUCAAACAUGUCUGAAUAAAGGGCCCAUUUUCUUCCAAACUUUCCAACGCAAAGCAACUCGCCGUUGCCUCAUGCGCUCCCCUGAGAUAAAUCCCAAAAAAAAAACACCUCUCCUGCAGUCAGAUUGAAUGCUCUUUGUGGGUGGGACUCCUCAUUUCGGGGAGGUUUUAACACAGAAGAUGGGUGGGUCACAUCCCUUGGUUCUGCUGUGAGCGCUUCCAUUCGGUCACACCGGGCAUAUCCCCGCCAGCGGAAACUGAAAGCAUAACGCACUGUCACUGCUGCGGAGAAAAGUGUGUUUGUUUUUCCGGAGAACAAAUUCGUGGAAAUCUGUUUUAAAAAGCUUUUUUUUGCAAUGGCAAUUGUUUUGCUACGGGUGGAAAUCUAAGCAUUCGUGUUGAAGAUUGAGAACGCUCGCAUAUACAGGAUUGAAUAUUUAUUUUUUAAUACGACAUCAUUCUUUUCAAGGUGGAAUGAAUUUGGACAGAAUUGCAGAGACGGUGAGACCGCCACCGACGCGCGACAUGCAGGCUUCUACGCUUCACGUGCCGAGAACUUCGAACAACACUCGAGAAACGUUAGAGAACUCAAGCAGCGAGUCAACCGAUACUGAAAUAGCAGGUACAUUUACGGUGUAAUAACAUUGUAUUAGGCCUACCUACUAUCAUUAUCGCUAGGUAUAAUUAAAACACGGCUUUUCCUGUUAAACAUUCUACUUAUGUGCGUACGUUUUUCGAUAAGAGAAACGUAGAUAUGUAGCAUGCAACGUGCCCAAUGCAUUGAGUAUUGGACUAAAAUACACAUAGUCAAUAGGCUAUGUGAGAGAGAAGUGGCCCAUUGUUAAAAAAAAGAAAACGUUUUUAUUUCUUAAAACUUGCAGGGAAAAGUUAAGGCCAUGAAGUGCAUUUUACCCAAUCUGAAUGAAUGGGAAUUCUGCAGCGUCAUAUUAUUGAUUUCAGUAUUAAUUUCCGUAGGCUAAAUGUCGUGUCUAAAACGCUUUGCUGAAGUGUAGGCCUAUUUCACCGCCAUGCUAUGAAAACAUUUUCGAGCAUAUUCUCAAAUAAAUAAUUUUGGUGUUCUAACAUCUAUAACAAGAAAUAGCGUACAGUUUGAUGAGUUUUCAAAUCGCAUACUUUCUGCAUAUUUAAACCAAGUAAAAAUCAUUGCUUGAAGAUAUAUUAUGUGCUGCUGCAGGAUGGUCAGUUCUUUUUUAUCCCACCUCUUCAUCAGUUGUAGGCUAUAUCAAUAUAUAGUCACACUAAAGAGAUCAUGAGACGUAGGCCUGAGGAGAAUAAGGCUAACCAAUACAGUCAGCUAUACAAUACGGCGAGUUUGUUUUAAAAACUGACCUUGCUUCUUAAAGUAUUGCCCUUCUUACAUCUAGCUAUUUUCUAGGUAUGAAACAAAGGCUAUCUUGUAAAAGAUACGCAUUGACAAGAUAAUGGACGUUGGAUAAGACUGGACAAACGUUGCAACAAAAGGAAUGUUGGUUUAUGCAGGUAGAGGCCGACAAAUGCUUAAUAGAGCUUCUAAAAUAAUCAAUAUUGAACCCGGAGCAAAUCCGUCAGUUUGACGACCACGAGCACGUGAUACUUAUUGUGGUCUUUGUAAAAGGCUUUUGAAACUGGUCAUUUGCUUUAGUGAUUUAUGUGACACUUCAAACACUGCUUGGAUCAUCCUGCCUGGUAUGGCCUGUUAUGCUUUUCUGCUGCAGAAGUAAACUAUUUUGUUUUUGUACAACAUUGUACAUGCGUUUUUGGCCUAUCUAGACUCAUGAGUUGAGUUGGACUGAGAUUGUACAGAACCCAUUUGGGGGAGGGGCACCCCUCUGUGUAAACAUCUAAGUAGUCUGGCUCAGUAUAAGCUACAGUACAAUAACCAGAAUUUAUAUUAUUUAUUUUUUUCGCAGAAAAAGAGAGGAUCGUAGAACACAGAAGUGACGAUGGAAACGCAGACGACCCCAAAAAGAAGAAAGCGAGGCGGCAGCGGACUCAUUUCACCAGCCAGCAGCUGCAAGAGCUCGAGGCCACCUUUCAGAGGAAUCGCUACCCGGACAUGAGCACGAGAGAGGAAAUAGCCGUGUGGACCAACCUCACCGAGGCCAGAGUCAGGGUAAGCCUCGAGACACGCUUUGGGCCGUGCGUAAAACGUGCGUAAAGUCUAUUCAGAGGGAAACCAUAAAGAUGUGAAUGAACGAAUUCUACAGUAAAAAAAAACCUUUCCGUUGAAACCUUUUCGGGGUUUAUUACUUGACUUCAAGCCUACAUUCGAAUAUCACUUGGAUGAUUUCGUUGCAAUAAUUACCAGUGAUUACUAACGUUAUGAGGUAGAACUGACACCAUAAUUCUCCUCCCCCAAGCAUUUAAAUGUUCCUCAUUGUAAUCCCCACUCAAACUAACUGGCUCUCCCCACCAAUUGCAUUUUCGAUAACAUCUUUCGGGGGUGACAAAUGAACACAAAUGUAUCCACUUUUGAUGACUUUGCAUCUACUAUGUUUUCAGUAUAGCCUGUAACCUGUACCGAUAGCCAAUACUGCGCCAAUCAAUUUAGAAUAUUUAUUUCGGUAACAGUUUACUUACUGUAACGUGUUACUCUAUAAACUUUUUUUUACAGUAAAACAAUUUUAGUGCAGUGCAAUGAGUAAUUACCAUACUUACUGUACAUACAUACACUGUUCUUGCGAGUAUAAUUGCACAGUAGGCCUAUUGGAAACCAUUUUUUUGCUAAAUUCAACCCAACCCCCCCCCCCCCUUAAACAAAUCGGGUGUUUUAAUCGCAAUGUAUAAUAAUAAUAAUAAUAUGGUCCCGAACCCACUACCUUGGCGUUACAAGCGCCGUGCUCUACCAGCUGAGCUACAGAGGACCACCUUAUCUUGUAGGCAAGAAACAGGAUAAACUUGAGUUUGUGUCCUAGGCUUACGAUUAGGCUUUUGUCCAUGUGUAAAUGUAUGAAUAUUUUCAAGCCUACAUAUCCUAACAACAAUGCACCCCGGUUAGCAACAAGUGUACAUUACUUCAAAACCCAAUAAGCGCCUAAAUAUACGGUGUUAAUUUCGUUUUUCGAUGGCUAGAAGAUAACAUUACUAUUAUCCAUAGCCUAUGUCUGUAUAAUAGUUUCAAACAUUUUGAAGAGGAUCACAAUUGCAGUAGAUUAUCAUGUUGUAUCGCUGACCUUAUUAGUCAACAGAACGGAAUUACUAAUACACUCAAUAGACGCACAACAUAAUAUAUUUUUUUUUAUUCAGUGGUCUUGCGAGGGGCGGUGCAAACACUUAUUGAUAAUACAACUAUUGAUAAUAACGAAUGUGAUAAUUCCACUAGUAGCCUUCUUAAAAUCUGGUUAAUUUCAGAUAUAGGCCCACAGCUAAAAUACAAUGACGAGUAGGCUUUUCUAAUUAUAUACCCACCGCUGUGCUCUAAGUUUAUGGUAUCACGUCGUUCAUGUCUUUGUGGACAAUUUAUCAUUAGCCUACAACCGUGAAGCCCCGAGCAUAGUCCCGGGAAGGAGGGACGCUGACGUGCUGCAGCACCCACAGAAAAAAACGAAUAGAAAAAAUAUAUAAAUUAUUUUUAAAGAUAUACUACACCUGAUGUUUCCAUAGUAAUUACGAAGUGUUUCUUGUUAGACAAACAUUAGAGCCGAUUUUGUCACUAUUGAUAUUCUAGGUUUUCCAUCAUUCAUAGGCUCAUUAGGCCUAGCUUUAUAUUUGACAUCGGAUUGUAUUGUGAAUGUGACAAAUAAUAAUACUAAGCUAACAUAUACAACUAUUAUUAUAAUAAUUACUUUAAAUUACAUUAUUGUUAUAGAUAUGUUGAAUCCAUAUUUAUAUUUUUCCUUUGAUAUUUAGGUAUGGUUCAAAAAUCGCAGGGCCAAAUGGAGGAAGCGUGAACGCAACCAGCAAAUGGACCUGUGCAAGAACAGCUACCUUCCGCAGUUUAGUGGCCUCAUGCAGCCCUACGAUGACAUGUAUCCCGCCUACACCUACAACAACUGGACGAACAAAGGACUGACCCCGGCCCCUCUGUCCACAAAGAACUUCACUUUUUUCAAUUCAAUGAGCCCACUCACAUCCCAGUCAAUGUUCUCGGCUCCUAACUCCAUCUCUUCUAUGACUAUGGCCGGAGGUAUGGGCCACUCCGCUGUACCGGGGAUGCCGACUGCUGGCCUGAACAACAUCAGCAAUCUUAACGGCAUCGGCACCUCUACAAUGAACUCAGCCAUGUCCUCCUCCGCCUGUCCGUAUGGACCUCCCGGUUCCCCUUACAGCGUAUACAGAGACACAUGUAACUCUAGCCUGGCGACUCUGAGACUGAAAUCGAAACAGCACCCAACCUUUGGAUACAGCGGGUUGCAAAGUCCCGGGUCGAGCCUUAACGCCUGUCAAUACAACAGUUGACGGAUCAGCCGCGAAGAAAAUAAUUUGCCGACAGCUGUAGGCCAAGUAGGCCUAGCAAGGCCUAGCAAGGCGAACGGGGCGAAAGACAACUAAACUGGAUUAGUUGCAAUCGUUUAUUUUUCAAAUGGAUUAUGCGGGUUGUAUGUGUUUACCAUUGAACUUGCACAACAAUUAAAAUGUUUGUCUUUUUGAUUUAAAAAGUGAUGAUGAAGACGUGUUACAUUGCAACAUUGAACAUAAGAAACAGACAAAGGAACUUCUGUGUAUUUUCGCUUUCUUGCUUUGAGGACUCAAACCAAUUUGAACGUGGCUUGUAUAGGCUUAGGCCUAUACACUCUUGGUCUUGGAUUAGAACAAAAAGUGCAACAAAACGGCGUAUCCAGACUCGGUAGAAAAAUAAUUAUAUUGUACAUAGCUUAUAUUGCUCAUGUGUGCUUUACCGUCUAUGCAGGGGGUGCCACGGGCCCGGUUAAAUGUGUCCAGUUUCUUUAGCGUGAGUUUAAUUUUAUAGCCUGCUUUGUCUGGAGUAUUUUCUCAUUUUUUAUGUGCUAAAAAUAGAAAUCCCGCAUGCUUUAACUUGAGUGCAACGUGUUUUGUACAAGUUGAUAAUUAUGUAAGAUCAAGCAAAGUCCAUUAUACUGUAUACAAAAGGUGAUUGAAAAGUAACUUCAUGUGUUUAUGAUCUGUUUGAAUACAAUAAAGCAGAUAGUAGUUUAUUUCAGGUAUUUAUUUAAUAAAGG
Coregonus sp. 'balchen' is the source of this 10989-nucleotide messenger RNA. The record is from the annotation of a GenBank genome assembly. NCBI's taxonomy places the organism in Eukaryota, Metazoa, Chordata, Actinopteri, Salmoniformes, Salmonidae.